This is a messenger RNA of Topomyia yanbarensis, 3992 nucleotides long. RefSeq names its product protein held out wings (gene how). Bases 981 to 2003 code for a protein of 340 amino acids. Gene Ontology annotation, molecular function: mRNA binding. The record is from RefSeq and is a predicted model, not a curated record. Gene Ontology annotation, biological process: regulation of mRNA splicing, via spliceosome. Gene Ontology annotation, cellular component: nucleus. The transcript has 5 exons. NCBI's taxonomy places the organism in Eukaryota, Metazoa, Arthropoda, Insecta, Diptera, Culicidae.
UUAUUGUCAACCUAACCGUACGUCGGAUCAGUCGAGAUUCUGUCGGGCUCUUGAAGUAAUAUUUAAAGUAAAAUAAGCACAUACAGUCACCGGAGACUGAGCGAAGCCCAAGAAGAGAAGAAAACAGCACCAGUUGUAGAGUGGUAGAUUUUUCCUCUUGUACUUAAGUAACACAGCCAGGCUUUUUAUUUUUCUUCUCACUUUCGGACGGUGAAUGUAACUCUCAUUCGUGGUACGCGGACUCCUCGAUCGGUGCAAAAAUCAGCAGUAGAGAUAAGUGCAAGUUCCAAAGGGAGAAAUUUUCGUGAAUAGCACGUAGUUGGUGAUUUGUGCACGAUCGUAGAAACUCAAUUAGUGCUCGUUUGAAGGAAUUUCUGAAACAGAUUGAGCUCUGCGCAGCAAGUAAAGCUGCACUCCCACAGAACGCGACCGUCGACGACGCGGGGAUUGUGCGCGUGGGGCUUGGGCCACGAGCGAAGAAGUGAUCGAAAAGCAAACGCAAAGAGUCGUCACGAGUGUUUUGUGAGCCGAAUACUCGAGCACGGGUGCGACCAAGUGUGUUGGUGAGGUGCUUCCAAUCGCGAGUGUAGUGGCGAAUUUCUUAUUAAAAUUUUUGUUUCCGAUUUUGGUCGAUUUUAUUGGAAGUAAGUAAAGAAGAAAACGGGUUAACUAAGGAAAAGAGUAGAAAUUGAGCGGUUGUGGCGAAAAUAUAGGGAAACGAAAUAAGUUGAUUCAUAGGCAUUUCCUUACAUACACUAGUACGAGGAACGUGUGAGAAGAGUGGUUUUUUUUGUUGCCGCUCCAGAAUAUUAGCGACGAACGCAGAGGAAUUACUGAAGGGAUGGAACGGCAGCACUAGAUUAUACAUUUAACGAGUGUAGAAAAAGUGCAUAAUUUGAACGAACGAUACAUACCAAGAGAGAGAAUAAUCAUUGGGCGAAGUGUUCUGGAGCUAUACCUGACCGAAAAGAUAAUACAAAAUGAGUACGUAUUGCAACAGCAUCAGCUCGGAUAACUCUCAGACGACGCAAAGCAUUGCGGACUAUCUGGCACAGUUACUUAAAGAUAGGAAGCAAUUGGCCGCCUUCCCAAAUGUGUUCAAUCAUGUGGAGCGUCUGCUGGACGAAGAGAUAUCGAAGGUACGGGCUUCAUUAUUCCAGAUCAAUGGAGUAACCAAGGAACCUCUAACCCUGCCAGAACCCGAGGGAGAAGCGAUGACCUUGAACGAGAAGGUCUAUGUACCCGUUAAAGAACAUCCCGAUUUCAACUUUGUGGGUCGAAUUCUUGGCCCUCGAGGAAUGACCGCGAAACAACUGGAACAAGAGACGGGUUGCAAAAUAAUGGUUCGGGGGAAAGGCUCGAUGCGCGAUAAGAAAAAAGAGGAAGCAAACCGGGGUAAACCCAACUGGGAGCAUCUGUCUGAUGAUUUACACGUUUUGAUUACCGUUGAAGAUACCGAGAACCGAGCUGCAAUGAAAAUCAAACGUGCUCUGGAAGAGGUCAGGAAACUGUUGGUCCCACAUGCUGAAGGCGAAGACGAACUGAAAAAACGGCAGCUCAUGGAAUUGGCCAUCAUCAACGGAACAUAUCGGGACUCGAGUGCAAAGGCCGUCCCUGCCGAAUUGAGCUUUGAAACAGCAUACGACGGAUGGAAGCAGCUGGCUGCUGAGCAACGUCUAAUGAACCCUGCAGCCUUCACCGGUUUGACGACGAAUCAUCUGGCUGCUGCCGCAGCACGAAAUGCCGCCAAUCCGCUCGGUGCUCCCCUGAUUUUGUCGCCACGAAUCUCCGUGCCUACCACUGGUGCCAGUUUAAUGACCGGUGCGGCACCACCGACAAUCGACCAUACCACCGGACUGAUAUACACCACAUCACCGUACGGCGACUACACCAGCUAUGCUGCGCUUGCUGCCGGAAAUCCGCUGCUCGCGGAGUACGCCGAUCACAGUUUUUCCUCCCGUUUCCAACCAUUUCCGCGCCAUCUAGGACAGAUGACGGUUUAGCAUGGUGGAUGAUAUUUCGCGACUAGUCACACCCAUGACUGUCUUCUGUCAUGUGCUCAAAAUUUAUGAUCUGUGCUGUCCUACCAGUGCCGUGAUGCCGAAUAAUUGCAAACGUCUCUAUCCUUGUUCCAGGUCAGACAGUUUUGAUGGACCCGAUGGCACAUCCUUUCGUAACUUUCGUUCCGUACUUCUUCCCUCAAACCGAACCAACAAAUCAGUGAGUCAGUUCAUCCGGGGUGCUUUAGUUGACACCUUUUCCCGUAUGUGUGCCAUGUGAAGUGCCUGCCUGAUGCAAGCCUGAAUACAUUCUCAGUAUUCUCAGUGAAAAUCACAAACAUUCACCAUCAAGUGAAGAAAGCGCCCGAUGCCGACAGCAACCCAUGAUUGACACGUGUGGAUUCCAAUGUUUGCACAUGUGCAUCGAGAUAGUGAUGCAAUGCCCGAAGUGAGAAAGAGUGGAUGCAAGCUGAGUAAAAUCGUUCGAGUUGUGCUUAGUUGUUUAUUCAAGACAAAUUGUAUAAUGUAAUUAGUUAGCUAUUUAAAUUGUUGGUAAAUAAUGCAAACUCAGUUAGUAGAAUUUUGGCAAUUCAAUGCAAUAAUAUCUACGGGAAAGAAGGAGCAGUGGAUGCGGAGAUAUUUCGUACAGUAAGCUGUUGCAUAUUACGUUGUUGCUUUCGACGACAUUGUGCGAAGCCUGGAAUACAGCAUGAAGCGACAGAUUCUUCUACAUCAUCAUCAGAUCUACAUAUUCAGAGACCCCAAAACAAGAUGAAUGUCGCUCUCAGUCGUUACCGGUUUGCAUCUGAAUGUGGAUCCACGAUAAUGCUUUAUCCGUUGAAACUUUUCUAUGAUGGCGAUGCAAACCGUUGUUCCGGGUGCAGCAUGCCCCAUCGCUGCACGUCGAUCGACACAGAUUCGUGAAACAAUGCAGAAAAAAAACAAUAAACAACAACAGAAAAAAACGUCCACAGCCCGGUCAAGCCGAGUACGCCGAAAAAGAGAAAGGAGUCUGUGCGCGAAAUGAUUGCAAUGUGUACAGUAACGCGAACGAAAGAAUAAAGCAAGGGAAAGAAAUAUCGAAUAUGUACACAAAGAAGCUACAAAAACAUGAAUUAACUUGGCGAAUGCUGAAAAAAUGAACGUAAACACCAGUUUUGGAUUGAUGAGGAGACAUUCCAUACAAACCGUUAUAAAAGCCAGAAACUUGUGCAGUAGGUACCGCGUUUUAAACUAGCAGCAAGAAAAUGUCCAUGGUGCUUUUGAAGCGGAGAAAACAGAGAGUGCCAAAUCGACCCCCCAUCCCUCAAUCUGACCACCUUCUCCGGUUACCGUCUCACAGAAAGUGUGACGCGGUGGGAAUAUUGGCAUUCAACCGACAACGGUAGCAGGAAGACACAUGAGGGGACUGCAUCACGGUCGCCGAAGCAGUCAGCAGGCAACCGGUUGUCCGGUAGGUGUGCAAGUACAUUCGCACGAAACCAACCAAGCCCGGAAAGUAGCUCAUCGUUGUCCGCACAGCCAAAGCGGGGGAUGCACUUCAGUGCAGCUAAGUAGUCAUUUUUUUUACCUAUAUUCAUAAGAAAUCGACCCAAAAUUGCAGUUUUAUACACCAGUUACCAAGUAUUUAAAGUCGUUGGUCUAUUCUUUUCUACGUACUCGUAUUGAUUUUAUUAUUCGUAAGUUUAAGAUAUUUUAAGAACGUGAAACAAUGCAGACUCGGUAGAAAGAAAAAAACAGGAGCAUCACGCUAAAUUUUGACGAACAAUGAGAUGAAAUACUUCCACCAUGUGUAGAGAAAGUUUAGAUUUUAAGCAGAAAUGUUUCUUAUUUGCUUUGUUAGAAUGUGGCGAACUAGUCUAUAUUAAGUUUAGGUGUGUAUGGAUGAAAAUCGUAUCGAAAAUCCUUCUUUUGUAUUGUAAAUGUAUUAGUAUUUAAUGACAGCUUUCUUAGUAUUAUUAAAUAAGUAAACUAUUUAUGUAUAGCAUAAUA